UCUCUUCACUCAUCAAACUUCUUCAAAAAAAUUAACUCCAUCAAAUUCCAAAGCCCCUUAAAAAACCUCCAUUUUCUCUCACUCCACGCGCCAUGUACACUCACCCAAACACCGCAUUCACACGCGCUGCCGAUUUUCUCGGCCAUCCCGCCACGUCACUCGACAACCUCACACCACUCGACCUCCCAACGUUAACUCUACCGUUACCGUUACCGUUGCUUCCACCCAAUUUACUCGACCAACUCGCCUCCCCCACCUCCGAGUUCGACUCGGUUAUGAACUCGCCCGAAAUUGGAAAUAAUAAUAGCAGUAACUGCAGUGGCUGCAGUAGCUACGGCUCGACGAGCUCGUUCGCGAGUCACCAGACUCAGAGGCCCACCUUUUUUCAGCGAAGCGUGAGCAGCAACUCGUUCCAGAAGAGCGGCUUUCGCCAACUCGUUUCGUCUUCGACUCACGAGUUUGUCGACUCGGAGUCUGGUCCGGUCAGAAGGGUCUUCAGUACUGGGGAUUUGCAGAGAAUUAAUAUGAUGCAACAUAGUCAUCGAUCGGAGAGCCCAUUGUCCAAUGAGAAUAGUAUCAUCAUUGAAAGUAUGAGCAGAGCGUGCAGAUAUAGUCCUGAGGAGAAAAAGGAGAGGAUUGAGAGAUAUAGGAGCAAGAGAACCCAAAGAAAUUUCAACAAGAAGAUUAAGUAUGCUUGCAGGAAGACCUUGGCAGACAGUCGGCCACGCAUCAGAGGAAGGUUUGCGAGGAACGACGAAAUUGAGAAGAAUCCUCAAGUUCAAUGGAGCCAUAUAGGCGGCGAGGGCGAGGAAGAUGAAGACGAUGAAGAUAAUUGGAUCAAUUUUAUUGACACAUUCUCAGCAGCAAACAUGGUUCCUUAACUAAUCACGAGAAAUUAUAUAUGUUGGACGUGUUUGUGUCCUAGUGUGCAUUUUAUAUAUGGUGGUUUGCUAGUAUGAUGCAUUUGAAGUGUUAUUUAGCUUCAAUAGGUGAUGUAGAUAUAGUUUGAUUGCAUUUUUAUUAUUAUUAUUCUUCAAUAUGGUUUCAACUUUCAAGGCUUAAUGAACA
Quercus robur (English oak) is the source of this 1068-nucleotide messenger RNA. RefSeq names its product zinc finger protein CONSTANS-LIKE 1. Gene Ontology annotation, molecular function: protein binding. Lineage: Eukaryota; Viridiplantae; Streptophyta; Magnoliopsida; Fagales; Fagaceae. The transcript has 3 exons. Gene Ontology annotation, biological process: regulation of flower development. The coding region runs from base 93 to 881 and encodes 262 amino acids. Gene Ontology annotation, cellular component: nucleus. The record is from RefSeq and is a predicted model, not a curated record.